This is a messenger RNA of Sabethes cyaneus, 3480 nucleotides long. RefSeq names its product DNA-directed RNA polymerase I subunit RPA2 (gene RpI135). The record is from RefSeq and is a predicted model, not a curated record. The transcript has 5 exons. NCBI's taxonomy places the organism in Eukaryota, Metazoa, Arthropoda, Insecta, Diptera, Culicidae. Gene Ontology annotation, molecular function: DNA-directed RNA polymerase activity; DNA binding; ribonucleoside binding. The coding region runs from base 87 to 3476 and encodes 1129 amino acids. Gene Ontology annotation, biological process: DNA-templated transcription. Gene Ontology annotation, cellular component: RNA polymerase I complex; nucleus.
UGUUUUGGAUUUUGACGGUAUAAUUUAAAAAAAUUUAACAAUUCGACGUUAGUUUUGAGUAGUUUAUAAAGAAAUUCGAAUGCAAAAUGAAGCUGUUACCAGUACUAACCAACUCUACGGGUCAAUUCAAAGAAAUUCCGAAGCACCAAAACAAGAUUUUAGCUAAUCUCGGUGCCCCACAUGUUGAAUCGUUUAACUACAUGCUAGAGGAGGGGAUUGAUGAUAUGAUCCGCAAUUUAGAACCGGUAGAGUUUGAGCUACCCAAUAAAAAUCGAGUUCGGUUACGUAUCACUAGCUGUUCCAUUGCGAAACCGACCGUUCCGAUUAGUCAGCUUAACGUUCGCGAGAAACGAAUUUUUCCCUCCGAAUGCCGACAGAGGAGUGAAAAUUAUUCCGGAAUGUGCACAAUUACCAUCGAUUGGGAAGUAGAUGGACAACCGAGGCCACCGAUAACACGGGAUGUAGGUCCAUUGCCGAUAAUGUUGAGAUCAAAAGCCUGCAAUCUAGAUGGAAUGAGCCCGCAGGAACUGGUGGAAAGAGGAGAGCAUGAAGAUGAAUGGGGUGGUCAUUUCAUUGUACACGGACUAGAGAAACUAAUCCGAAUGUUGAUCAUGACCAGGAGGAAUUUUCCCAUCGCUCUAAACCGGAACUCUUGGAAGGACCGCGGAAAAGAUUUCAGCAGCACCGGUAUUAUAAUCCGAUGCGUGCGGACUGAUCAAACUUCCACGCAAAAUGUUCUUCACUAUUUGAACAAUGGAACUGCAAAAUUGAUGUUUUCAAUUCGGAAAUCUUUGACAUUUGUUCCGAUUGUUAUGUUGUUAAAAGCUUUUUCCAAUUUUGCUGAUAACGCGAUCUUCGAAAAAUUGACGGCAGGCUAUGAAGAUGACCAAUAUUACAAACACUGCAUUCAAAACAUGUUACGCGAACUACACGAAGAGGGCAUCCACAGUCAAGAGGAAUGCAAAAAUUAUAUAGGAAAUGUAUUUCGUCAAAAGCUUUACUUUCUCCCACCUUGGUAUAGCAACAAGGAAAUUGCAGACUACAUGCUGAAAACGUGUGUGCUGAUCCACUUAGAUAACGACGUGGACAAGUUUAACCUGCUAGUGUUUAUGAUGCAGAAAUUGUUCACAGCUGCACAAGGUCGUUGCAAAACGGAAGGUGCCGACAGCACCAUGAUGCAGGAACUGCUUCUAGGAGGGCAUCUCUACCAGAAGUUGCUGCGAGAACAUUUCAGCAUGUUUCUGAACGGAAUGAAGUUCAAUAUAAUGAAACUUUGCAGCGAUGCUGACGAACACAUAACGCAAAACGAUGUAGUGAUGGCUUGUAAAAAUACAGCUAAUUUCGAUCGGUCUUUUGGGAACUUUUUGGCUACAGGAAAUUUACCGAAAGCCAAAGAAAUGGGUCUUAUGCAGGACUCUGGACUGGUAAUUGUUGCAGAAAACAUCAAUCGCAUGAGGUACAUGUCACAUUUUCGAGCUGUCCAUCGCGGAUCAUUUUUCGUUACAAUGAGAACAACCGAAGCAAGACAGUUACUGCCAGAUGCAUGGGGAUUUAUUUGUCCAGUUCACACUCCAGAUGGAACUCCAUGCGGUCUGUUGAAUCAUCUUACCUCUGACUGUCUUGUUUCGGGCAGUCCUGAUCCCGUGAAGGUGUGUAAUAUUGAAAAAUACCUCGUCCAAUUUGGAAUGCUCCCUGUGAAUAGUUUAUCUUGCUAUGCAGGACCGAUCAAAAAUACGUAUCCCGUCAUGCUGGAAGGUAGAAUAAUUGGAAAUAUUCCGCACAGCAUUGCUGCUCAAGCUGUACAUAAGCUGCGUCUGAUGAAAAUUCAAGGCACGGACAUCCCUGAAUCCACGGAAAUUGUAAUGAUUCCGCUAAAAGAAGGCGGACAGUAUCCAGGUUUGUACAUUUUUGUUGGAGCUGCUCGGAUGGUACGACCGGUAAUGAAUCUUAGUGCGAAGGCGGUCGAACUGGUCGGGGCUUUUGAGCAAGUCUACAUGGACAUUUGCAUCACGCCGGACGAAGCCUAUCCGGGAGUAACCACCCAUAUGGAACUAUCGAAGACCUCCUUUCUUAGCAACUUGGCCAAGCUCAUCCCUAUGCCUGAUUGUAACCAGUCACCUCGGAACAUGUACCAGUGCCAGAUGGGGAAACAAACUAUGGGAACUCCUUGUCACAACUGGCAGUUGCAGUGCAUUGCAAAGUUUUACCGGCUGCAAACACCAGCAACUCCUUUGUUUCGCCCGGUCCAUCACGACAAUAUAGAUUUGGACAACUAUGCGAUGGGAACAAAUGCGGUCGUAGCCGUCAUUUCGUAUACAGGUUACGAUAUGGAAGAUGCUAUGAUUAUUAAUAAGUCGGCGUUCGAACGAGGUUUUGCACAUGGCACGGUCUACAAAAACGAACUAAUAGAGCUGAAAGGAGAUAGCUUUUUUGCUCGUGAUCCACACAAUGAACAUCUGAAGUCUCAACUAGAUAAUGACGGUCUGCCCUAUCGAAGUGCACUGUUGACUUACAAAAAUCCACUUUAUUGCUACUUUGACACUGAUGAUCAUACUUAUCAUGUGGUAAAGUUCGAUGGCCACGAAGAAGCGAUUGUGGACAACAUUAAACUAUGUGGAUCCAUCUCGGGUAGUGCGUCAAAGCGGGCUGUCAUCACAUAUCGAAUCGUUCGAAAUCCAAAUGUUGGCGAUAAAUUUGCGUCUCGAGCCGGGCAAAAGGGUAUCUGUUCACAAAAAUGGCCCGCGAUAGAUCUUCCAUUUACCGAGUCUGGUAUGAUUCCCGAUAUCAUCUUUAACCCGCAUGGAUUUCCGUCACGAAUGACAAUCGCCAUGAUGAUUGAAACUAUGGCCGGAAAAACAGCCGCAUCCCACGGUCUAGUGCAUGAUGCAACGCCAUUCCGUUUUAACGAAAAUAACACCGCAAUCGACUACUUUGGCCGUUUACUGGAAGCCAGCGGUUACAACUACUUUGGAACCGAGCGGAUGUACAGCGGUGUUGAUGGACGUGAAAUGAAGGCGGACAUUUUCUUCGGAAUUGUGCAUUACCAACGUCUGCGUCACAUGGUUUCCGAUAAAUGGCAAGUUCGCUCUACUGGUCCGUUGGAUCAACUUACGCAUCAGCCGAACAAAGGUCGUUCUCGCGGUGGAGGCGUUCGUUUCGGCGAAAUGGAACGAGACGCUCUAAUUGCUCACGGUGCUUCCUUUCUGCUGCAGGAUCGUCUCUUCCAUGGUUCAGAUAAAAUCACUACCUUGGUUUGUAGAGGUUGUGGAACAUUGCUUGGUCCCAUCAGCAGCAUUACGAAAAAGGUAUCGUCAAAUGCGGCGGAAACACAGCGAAUGCCUGCCACUUGUCGACUGUGCCAGAAUGAUAAGGAAAUUGGCUAUGUAGAAAUACCGUACAUUUUUAGGUUUCUAGUCUCGCAGCUAACGGCUAUGAAUAUCAAUGUGAAACUGGAACUAGCAACGCCGCACGUUUGAAAAA